AUGUGGGCCUGCGACCGUUGUCUCGUCAACGAGACGCUGUGCGAGAAGUUUGGCACACGCAUCGUUGAUCUUUCGCGCGCGUUUGACGGAUCUGGCGCGCGUGUCCAGCGCGUCCUCAAGAGAGCCAUGGCGGGAGAGCCGAUCAUCACGGGUGGCAUGGGAGGUUCCAUCUCCAAAGGCCACGGCUGCAAAUGCGACCCAUGGCACAUCCAAAUGUUCCAGUGGUGGAACCAGACUUUCCCCCACCCCGGAAAUUGGCACUCGGACGGUGCAGUCGGUGCACGCGGCAGUGACUACUUCAAGUACUGCCAUCAUGAACACCUUGACCCUAACGUCGAUAUCAUCUUCCUUGAGACUUCAGUCAAUGACUUGAUGAGUGAUAUCAACUUUGACAACUUCGAGGCUCUCCUCCGCGCGCUACUCAGUUACCCUAAGAGCCCCGCCGUUGUGAUUCUGCAGACGGUCAAGCUCAACAGCCCGAUUCGAUACGGCUCUGAGCACCAGUUCGGUCUCGCGGGCUACUACGACGUACCGGUCAUCAACAUCCGCAACUGGCUCUUCCCGGCAUUCUUCCAGAACACGUCGAGCGUUGAGAACUGGUUCCUUCCCGAUGACCUUCUGCACCCGAACGCUGAGGGGCACCUCGUCAUGGCCGAGCUCAUUCAGCUGUAUCUGUACCAGCAGAUGUGCUACAUCAACAACAGUCGGCCACACGUCCCACCAAGCCACAAGGCCAUCAUUACGCAGGAGGACGCGUUCGACGUCGAAAGCAUUCCACCAUUGCGCAUGGGUCAGCGCUUCAGCCCAGACUUUAAGCCUGAGGAAGACCUGCGCCCCGUUUGCUCUUCUGUCGAUUCGACCAAGUCACCGCUUCAGCCUCUGAUGUCGGAGACCAAGAAUUGGGAGCUGUGGGAGCAGCCCGGGACCAAGGGCGAGAAGAAGUUCUGGCGGGCCACGGAGAUUGGUGCCCAGAUCACGUUUGAGGUUGACUUGCAAGUGGGAUAUGUCGACGCGUACUUCCUCAAAUCACCAAAGAACAAGCUCGGUGCCGUCGAGUGUUGGCUCGACGACGAGAAGGACCCGAAGAAGCGGGACCGCCUGGACGGGUUCUGGUCGCGUCCCGAGAGCAUUGGACAAUUCCAAAAGUUUGCAUUUGGGCGCAAGGACUCGCUCCUGCCGACCGGCAAGCACAAAAUCCAUUGCGAGAUUGUCGACAAGACGAGCAGCAAGGAGAAGGAGGUCAAGGACCGGACGACAUUCCAAUUCAUCGGCAUCUUUACCGUGUGA
This is a messenger RNA of Cutaneotrichosporon oleaginosum, 1287 nucleotides long. RefSeq lists its product as uncharacterized. Lineage: Eukaryota; Fungi; Basidiomycota; Tremellomycetes; Trichosporonales; Trichosporonaceae. The record is from RefSeq and is a predicted model, not a curated record.